This is a messenger RNA of Prosopis cineraria, 2885 nucleotides long. Its product is annotated as EIN3-binding F-box protein 1-like. Bases 153 to 2126 code for a protein of 657 amino acids. Gene Ontology annotation, molecular function: protein binding. Gene Ontology annotation, biological process: SCF-dependent proteasomal ubiquitin-dependent protein catabolic process. Gene Ontology annotation, cellular component: SCF ubiquitin ligase complex. The transcript is spliced from 2 exons. Lineage: Eukaryota; Viridiplantae; Streptophyta; Magnoliopsida; Fabales; Fabaceae. The record is from RefSeq and is a predicted model, not a curated record.
CUCUGCUCUCUCAUGCAUUCCUGCUCUCCACGGCUUUUUAUCGCCAUCUACGCUUCAAUCUUCUUCUGCUAUAUCUUUUUAGCUCUCGUUCGAGGGUUCUUUGGUGGAGAACAACACAGAUUUGACCUCCUGGGGUUUUUUGGGUUGUACCCAUGUCAAAAGUCCUCGGAUUUACUGGAAUUGAUGAUUUUUUCCCCGGGGGGUCAAUAUAUGCUAACCCCAAGGAGCCCAGUCUCCUCUUGUCUCUUGGCCGUCAUGUUGAUGUAUACUUUCCACCUCAAAAGAGAUCACGUAUUAGUGCUCCACUGGAGAGAUCACAAAUCAAUGGUCCAUUUCUUUUCGGUGGAGAAUGGUUUGAGGCGGAAAAGAAGCUGCAAACAUCCAUUGAAGACUUGCCAGAUGAAUGCCUCUUUGAGAUCUUCAGAAGGUUGCCCGGAGGUCAAGAGAGGAGUUCAUGUGCCUGUGUUUCCAAGCGCUGGCUUUGGCUUCUAGGCUAUAUUUGCAAGGAUGAAAUUUGCAGCAACAAAAAGACAAGUUAUGAGAGUGAUGUUAAUGGAGAGGAGGCUGAUGUUGAGGAACUGGGGGGCGGUGGUUACCUCUCCCGUGACUUGGAAGGAAAGAAAGCAAAUGAUGUUAGACUUGCUGCUAUUGCCGUUGGGACUGCUUCUCGUGGUGGAUUGGGAAAGCUUUCAAUCCGUGGAGACAAUUCAGGUUGUGCAGUGACUAAUGUUGGUCUCAAGGCUGUUGCCCGGGGGUGCCCUUCUUUAAAGGCUCUUUCUCUUUGGAGUGUUACUACCAUAGAUGAUGAAGGCCUGAUUGAGAUUGCAAGUGGAUGUCCCCAGCUCAAGAAGCUUGACCUUUGCUAUUGUCCCACAAUAUCUGAUAAGGCUUUGAUUGCAGUUGCAAAGAACUGCCCUAACCUGACUGAGUUAUCAAUUGAAUCAUGUCCCAGAAUUGGUAAUGAAGGUCUACAAGCUGUUGGGCAGUUUAGCACUAGCCUAAGGUCCUUAUCAAUCAAGAAUUGCACCUGUGUUGGUGAUCAGGGAAUUGCUAGCCUUUUUUCUUCAGCUUCUUUUUCUCUAACAAAGGUAAAGCUUGAGGCGCUGCCAAUUUCUGACCUUUCUUUAGCUGUUAUUGGUCAUUAUGGUAAAGCAGUUACAGAUCUUGCCUUUAAAUUCCUCCCUAAUGUCAGUGAGAAAGGGUUUUGGCUCAUGGGUAACGGCCAUGGGUUGCAGAAGUUAAAUUCACUCUCAAUUGCAUCCUGUCAAGGAGUAACAGAUAUUGGGCUUGAUGCUUUAGGUAGGGGUUGCCCAAAUCUCAAACACCUGUAUCUCUGUAAAAGUGCAUUCCUAUCUGACUAUGGGCUGGCCUCAUUUUCCAAAGCUGCUUUAUCACUGGAGAGCCUAAAAUUGGAGGAGUGCGACAGAAUCACCCAGCUUGGGAUUUUUGGUGUCAUUUUCAAUUGUUGUGCCGAAUUGAAGGCCCUUGCACUUACAAGCUGCUUUGGGAUUAAGGAUCAGAAUUUGGUGUUGCCUUCUGUAUCUCCUUGCCAAUCACUGCAGUCUCUAUCAAUUAGAAACUGUCCGGGAUUUGGUGAUGCUACAAUGGCUUUACUGGGAAAGCUUUGCCCUCAGCUGCAGUAUGUUGAAUUGAGCAAACUUGAGGGAGUGACUGAUGCGGGGUUCCUUCCAGUGCUUUUGAAUUCCGAGGCUGGUCUGGUUAAAGUUAAUCUCAGUCACUGCAUAAAUCUGACGGAUAAAGUAGUUUCCUCCAUCGCCAAUAAGCAUGGCUUGACUCUUGAGGUCCUAAAUCUUGAUGGUUGUAAAAAGGUCAGCGAUGUUAGCUUGAUGGCAAUUGCUGAAAACUGCCCAUUGAUCUGGGAUCUGGAUGUCUCUGAGUCUGCAAUUACUGAUGCUGGUGUCACAGCCUUGGCAGGUGGUGGCAUGUUCCAUUUGCAGAUCCUUUCCUUGUCAGGCUGCUCUCUUGUUUCAAACAAGAGCCUGCCUGCUUUGCGAAAUUUGGGUGAGACCCUUUUGGGAUUAAAUAUCCGCAACUGCAAGGCAAUUAACGGCCGUACUAUUGGGAAGCUUGUGGAACGGCUCUGGAGGUGUGACAUCCUUUCAUGAGCAAGAAAAAUGAUUCUCUCUCUGCAGAUAAGGGCACUAGUGCCGUGGGUUGAACCAAGUAGGAGGUUUUUUAGAUAGCCUUGAUGUUGUUGUUCCAUAGUAGUUUUUGGGUCCAUUAUAUGGGUCUUGUCCUCCAGGUACUCUGUUCUCUUUUUCCAGGGCAUACAGUUAUAGUUUUUGCAGGUUUCCAUCAUUUUAUAGGAAAUCUGUUCGAAGUUUUUGCCUCCCAUUAAUGGGGUGUCAUCUUCUAAAUGGCUGUAUUUCUGUGAGAACAUAGUUACGGGGUUCUGGAGUUAGGAAUAUUUUAGUGGUGUUGGCAUCCGAUGUUUUUAGCCUGACAUUUCAUCGGUUUUGCCACCGUGUUCGUCCAAUUUCCACUUGCAAGUUUUUACAGUUUCUGUAUCCAGAGUCUGUCCGGUAUUGUUUACCAAAUCGUGAUGGUUUGGGCCUAAGUUUUACUCGAAGGGUAGGUUAUCUGAUCUGUGGUUGCUGUUUGUCAGUUCGGUGUUUAUGAUGCCGUUUUCUUCAAGGGCUUUGGCCAUGGCAGCUAGUUAUACGGGUCUGCCAUUGCACAACCCUUCGCCCGUAGAGGGCAGGGUUGUUUUUUUUUUUUUUCCACCUAGCCCUAGUUUUUAAUCUGGCGUCAUUUUUGGAUGAACUUUCAACUGUAACUUCCAUAUUAUAUAAUGGAUACCAACACCUGCCCUUUGUAUUGUAUUAUCCACGAGAAGUCAUGAAUAAAUCAAUAGUUUCUUUAAA